AUGUCUAGUCCACCCUCUUCAGAAUUCGAUAUCGUUUUUGCCGGAGGCGGUUCUACAGCUUGCGUUGUCGCAGGUCGCUUAGCUACAUGCGAUCCCUCGCUCAGGAUCUUGAUUCUGGAAGCGGGUGAACACACUCUCAAUAAAGCUUCUCAUGUCCAACCCUACCAAUUUCCAAACCAACAGGCGCCGACAAGUACUACGGUUACAUUCAAUAUCGGAAACCCAAGUCCUUAUCUCAACGGGCGUGCACCAGUCGUUCCCUGUGGCCGUUGCAUUGGUGGGGGUUCAAGUGUGAAUUUCAUGGCAUACACUCGUGCGCCUGCCUCAGAUUACGAUGAUUGGGGAGUCGAUGGUUGGGAAUCUGAGAAUUUGAUUCCCCUCAUGAAGAAGCUAGAGACAUACGAUGCGCAACCCGAUCGUCCAACUCACGGAUACGAUGGACCUAUCAAGGUGUCCUCUGGUGGGUUCAAAGUGGGUGUCUGCGAUGAGUUCAUCCACAUUGGCACGACCUAUCACAAGAGGCCGUGUUCCGACGACUGCGAUGAUUUAGAAACAUGCAACACAUACAGUCCGUGGCAGAAGUACAUUGACGCAACAACCGGAAGGCGUUCGGACGCAGCCCAUUGCUAUGUCUACAACAAAGCUCACAACAAGAAUUUACAACUCUGGGUUGGCAAGCGAGUGAAACGUGUCAUCUUCGAGAACAAGCGUGCUGUAGGUGUUGAGUUCAUCAGCGACCCAGUGUCUUGUCCAGACGCGGAUCAGUCGUCAAGUACUGUGAGAGCAUCGAAGCUUGUUGUUGUCUCUGGUGGAACGUUCGGUUCCCCGGGCAUUCUCGAGAGGUCUGGGAUCGGUGCCGAGGCGGUCCUCAAGCAGUGCGGUAUCGAGCAGCUAGUGAAUUUACCUGGUGUUGGAGAAAAUUUCCAAGAUCACAAUGGCGUCUUUGUUCCAUACAUGGUUGCUGACGAGGUUGUUACCAUGGACCCUCUCUGGCGUGGGGAGGAGGGUUUUGUACAGGAAAGCCUUGUGCAAUGGAAUUACAAUGGCAAGUCACUGAUUGCACAAAAUGGCCUCGAUGCAAAAAUCAAGUGGCGUCCCGAUGACGAGGAGCUGAAAACCAUGGGUUCGGCUUUUCAACCACGAUGGAAGGAGUUUUUCCGAGACCGCCCAGAUAAGGCUGUUGCAAUAUUCGCUGCCAUUGCGGGGUGUAGAUACGCAGCACCACUCUCGGGGUCACUCUCGAGUAUCCUUCCUCCUCGCAAAUAUAUGACCGCCUGUUAUUAUACACUUUACCCCGUGUCCAUUGGAAGUGUUCAUAUCAAAGUGAGCGAAAACGGCAAGGAAGGAACGGACUUUACUGCAGGCUACCUAGAUGACCCAUCUGAUAUUGUACCUCUUGACUUUGGGUACAAAAAGCUGCGGGAAAUUUGUCGACGCAUGCCUUCCUACCGAGGUGAAGUCACCGCUGGUCAUCCUCGUUUCCCAGAGGGAAGCGCCGCAGCCUGCAGCGAAGCGUCCGGGCCCGUGGACUUGAAUGCACCUGACAUCAUCUACACUGCCGAAGAUGACGAGGCGAUUAAUAAAUACCACCGUGACCACACACAAACAACGUGGCACUCGCUCGGGACUUGCGCCAUGAAACCGGAGGCAGAUCAAGGAGUCGUCGACGCUCGGCUAAAUGUGUACGGCGUGUCGAACCUCAAGGUUGCAGAUAUGUCUAUCUCGCCGUUGAAUGUUGGCACGAACACGUAUUCUACGGCGCUUCUCAUUGGAGAGAAGGCCGCAAUGAUCAUUGCUGAAGAAUUGGGCAUUGACUAUAUUUGAUAUGCAUCUUCAGAGCAGUGAGUGUGAGUAUGUACUAAUAGUUGGCGUGUACUUGUGAUGUAAAAAUAUAUGAUCGGCACUGGGCUCUGAUGAGUAGAACUCAGAAUUCGCGAGUAAAUCCUCGGCAUCA
This is a messenger RNA of Suillus paluster, 1954 nucleotides long. Its product is annotated as GMC oxidoreductase-domain-containing protein. Lineage: Eukaryota; Fungi; Basidiomycota; Agaricomycetes; Boletales; Suillaceae. The transcript has 16 exons. Gene Ontology annotation, molecular function: flavin adenine dinucleotide binding; oxidoreductase activity, acting on CH-OH group of donors. The coding region runs from base 1 to 1824 and encodes 607 amino acids. The record is from RefSeq and is a predicted model, not a curated record.